Molecule: messenger RNA, 1565 nt
Organism: Phlebotomus papatasi
Lineage: Eukaryota; Metazoa; Arthropoda; Insecta; Diptera; Psychodidae
Exons: 4
Coding region: 410-787 (125 amino acids)
Source: RefSeq, a predicted model, not a curated record
UUUUCGCGCGAGCUCCACAGUUUUCAGCGCGCAUCCACCAGCCAGGGUCGACUGUUCUCCUGGAAGGUCCGUGCACUUCGUCUGAAAAUUUGUCGUUUUUUCUGUGCUAUAGCCUGUGAAUCUUGGACACGGGAUUGGUGGUGGGAUAUAAUAUUGAGAAUUUUUAGCUAGAUAAUAUUUUCGGUGGAUGUGAAAGAGCUGGAAUUUGGAGGAGGCAGAGAAGUGAGUUGAAUUGUGAUUUUAUUUGUGUGGUUGAUGGAGAGAAAAUCAAUUUUGUGAGGUCUGUUAGGAAGAGAAAAAGACUCCACUAGAACGAACAAAAUUGUGUGGUUGAGUGAGAAAAGCAGAAGGUGGAAUUCCAGAGAAAUUGAGCAUCUUGGUAUAGGAAUUUUAUUUGCACGGUGACUACAUGAGGAAUACCAUGAGGUCAGAAUUGAGUUUGGAUCUGUCGACACCGACUACGAUGCCGCUGGAUGCGAGAAUAGCAGAAUUUAAGGAGGAUCCGGAAAGGAUGGAUGCAAUGGCAGAAUUUGUCGAUGGGAUUCUCAAGGAGGCGCGCUUGGAGACGGAAAAGAAGCUUGAAUUGAAGAACGCCAAUAAAAACCGUGAAGCUUUUUCCGUUGCAGGCAACAACAAUUCUGUGUUCUCGGGCCUCAAACGAGGAAGAUUGGUGGUAUCCAGAGCUCGUGGUGUCGUGCUGAGGAUCUUUGAGGCAAUUUGCAAUUGCACUAAUUCGGGCCCAGUGCCCCCACCGCGUCCGUCCACCCCAAAAACUGCACCAAAAUAAGAGGUGCUUUAGAGAUGAUCAACAACCAAAAAAUCUCAUCGGUUGUGUCUUUCAACCUUCCUCUUUAUGAAGAAAAAAAGAAAAAUUGUGUAUUCCAAUGGGAACGUAUAAAUCCAAAAAGUUAUUCCCUGUGAAACCGCAUAAUCUCCGAGAUGUCGUCAAGAUGAAUCCUCUGACGAUAGAAUCACUGUUCAACACCAAUUCUAUCCAGCUUUGUGUUUUCAUUAGCAAUCGUGUAAUCUCCACUUUUUGCUCUUCAGUUUUCUGAUAAAGAUUUUUACAGCAUAGUAUUGCGUCAUCCAUUUAUCAUGAAUCAUGCUCAAAUUAAAAAAGAAAAAUCUUAAACAUCUAGGUAAAAAUUUCCAAUGGAAAGAGAUAAUCAUCAAUGGACCCCCUCUUCAACAAUCAACAUAGAGAUAUAAUAAUAAAAAAAAUCAAUGUAAAGUGUUUCAAAACAACCCCCAAAAGCAGGUGCAUAAAAAUGGUUUUAUUAAACACUAUAUGGAACUUUUUCACCAACAAUCUGCUUAUACAUAUUUUAUGUGAGAAUUUUUGAAGAGCAGCAAAAAUUAAAAUUUUUGAGCAAAUCUGUGCAUUUCGAGACGUAUUUUUUGAUAUAAAAAAAAAGAAAUAUCCUCUUACACCUGUGUAUUACAUAAGCGAUUGAAAGAAAUAUUGACAUUUUAUCAAAUUGUGUAGAAUUAUGUUAAGGGACAAUCAUAUUUUAUGUAAAAUUGAUGAUUAAUCAAAAUGGAAAUAAAAAGAAAUUACCCACUGA